AUGUUUGCCGUCGAACUUUCCCGUCUCCAUGGGUUGGACUUCGUCGUAAUCCCUGGAGCUGCAUUCUGUCUCUAUCUGGUUGGACUGGCCAUCUACCGGCUCUAUUUUCAUCCGUUGGCCAAGUUCCCAGGACCCAGGCUUGCAGCGCUAACCAGCUGGUAUGAGUGCUACUAUGACCUUGUCAAAGGAGGCAAGUUCCUGUGGGAGAUCGAACGCAUGCACGAAGUCUAUGGCCCCAUCGUGCGCAUCACCCCGCGAGAACUCCAUAUCAACGAUCCCUAUUACUACGAUGAGAUCUACGCGCCCUCGACCAAGCGCCGGGACAAGGAUCAUGAGUACGUCAAGUUGGACGGUGCCCCGGGCUCUGUCUUCUCUACCACGCAGCAUGAGCUUCACCACCGCCGGGCCUCAGCCCUGCUUCCCUUCCUGUCCAAGAAAGCCGUGCGACACUUCGAGCCCGUGAUGCGUCAGAAACUCGAUCGGCUAUGUGAUUACCUGUCCAGCUGCAUCGCGCGGCAGAAUACCCUGACUGUGUCCCACUUUGCGAUGGGCCUCACGAUCGAGAUCAUCUCGACCUUUGCGUACGGCGAAAGCUAUCCGUGUCUGGAAAACGACUCUCUCGGAUCCCACUGGAAGCAGACCCUGGCCGCCGCCAACGAAGAAGCUGCCUUCCUGCGCCACUUUCCUUGGGCUCACGACCUGCUGUCCUGGAUUCCCCCGAGUCUCAUCGUACGGGUUAAGCCCACAUUGGGUCUCUUGAUCAGCUGGCAGCAGCAGAUCGCCGAGCAGACGGACAUCGUUUGCCAGCAAUACCGCAAAGGAACCCUACCAUCUGGGACCGUCUUUCACGCCAUAUUGCAGAGCGAUCUGCCUGCGCAUGAAAAGGAGCCCUGGCGACUCAACAGCGAAGCCCAGAACUUGAUCCAUGCCGGCAGUGAGACGUCAGCCAAGUCAUUGGAAAUUUGCCUGUAUUACUUGCUAGCCGAUCGACGGAUGCUCGAGACUCUGCGAAACGAGCUGAAGACCAUCAUGCCCGAGCCUAGGUCUACUCCCUCUUGGACUGAACUGGAGUCGCUGCCUUAUCUGUCCGCGGUAGUAAAAGAAGGAAUCCGGCUCCAACUAGGAAUCACGACCCGCAGUCCGAGAGUCGCGCCCACUGAGGUGCUUCAAUAUGGGAAAUGGAUGAUUCCCGCUGGUACCCCAGUUAGCAUGAUCAGCUGGUUCGUGCACACGAACAAAGAGCUAUUCCCGGACGGACUAGCCUUCCAGCCAGAGCGAUGGAUCAAGGCCGCUGAGGCUGGCUUUCGGCUGGACCGACAUCUCACGUCGUUUAUGAGAGGCGGCCGCCAAUGCUCUGGAAUCAAUCUCGCCUACGGCCAAAUCUACAUAAGUCUAGCGGUCCUUAUCCGCCGAUUCGACUUCGAGCUAUACAAAACCACUCUCGACGAUGUUCUUCCCGAUUGGGACUCGUUUGUCGCGGCCCCGAAGAAGGGAAGUCUCGGGGUAAGGGUAAAGGUUGUUGGCGAGGUCGUUGAAUGA
Aspergillus heteromorphus CBS 117.55 is the source of this 1539-nucleotide messenger RNA. Its product is annotated as cytochrome P450. The record is from RefSeq and is a predicted model, not a curated record. NCBI's taxonomy places the organism in Eukaryota, Fungi, Ascomycota, Eurotiomycetes, Eurotiales, Aspergillaceae. The transcript is spliced from 6 exons. The coding region runs from base 1 to 1539 and encodes 512 amino acids. Gene Ontology annotation, molecular function: iron ion binding; heme binding; oxidoreductase activity, acting on paired donors, with incorporation or reduction of molecular oxygen.